GCUCUUCCUCCAACUCUGUCUGUCUGCAGCAUGGCUCCAAAGAAGGUGGAACCAAAGAAAACGGAGGCGAAAAAGGUGGAGGUGAAAAAGGAGGAGCCACCUCCUCCUGCUAAGCCAGCAGAGCCAGAGCCCAAGCCUCCAGAGGUGGACCUCAAGAGCAUAGUGGUGGAAUUCUCUCCAGACCAGAUUGAAGAGUUCAGAGAUGCCUUCUCGCUGUUUGACGAGACGCCCACUGGGGAGAUGAAGAUCACCUACGCUCAGUGCGGUGACGUCAUGCGAGCUCUUGGACACAACCCCACCAACAAUGAGGUGCUCAAGCUGCUGGGGAGACUGAAGGCAGAGGAGAUGAACGUCAAGCUUUUGGACUUCGACAGCUUCCUGCCCAUGCUGCAACACGUGGCGCGCUCCAAAGAGCAGGGCAACUUCGAGGACUUUGUAGAAGGUUUGAGGGUCUUUGACAAAGAGGGCAACGGAACAGUGAUGGGGGCAGAGCUACGCCAUGUCCUUGCCACACUGGGAGAGAAGAUGACAGAGGAUGAGGUUGACCGUCUGAUGGUAGGACAGGAGGACACCAACGGACACAUCAACUACACCGAGUUCGUCAAACACAUCCUAGCUGGGUAGAAGAGACUGUUGAAGGACAGAGUUCAACAUCUGUUCAGAUAUAUUUCUUCAAUAAAACAGCUGCAUUGUC
Nothobranchius furzeri (turquoise killifish) is the source of this 694-nucleotide messenger RNA. RefSeq names its product myosin light chain 4. The record is from RefSeq and is a predicted model, not a curated record. Gene Ontology annotation, cellular component: myosin II complex. Gene Ontology annotation, molecular function: calcium ion binding. Lineage: Eukaryota; Metazoa; Chordata; Actinopteri; Cyprinodontiformes; Nothobranchiidae.